Messenger RNA from Oryza sativa Japonica Group (Japanese rice), 2400 nucleotides. RefSeq names its product transcription initiation factor TFIID subunit 5. Gene Ontology annotation, biological process: transcription initiation at RNA polymerase II promoter. Gene Ontology annotation, cellular component: transcription factor TFIID complex. Lineage: Eukaryota; Viridiplantae; Streptophyta; Magnoliopsida; Poales; Poaceae. The record is from RefSeq and is a predicted model, not a curated record. Gene Ontology annotation, molecular function: RNA polymerase II general transcription initiation factor activity; protein binding.
GUCUCGCUGCUCUGAGUCGCGUCGCGUCUCCCUCCCGCGCGACGGAUCCGAGAGCCCUAAACCCUAGAACUCCCUCGCCCUCGCGUCGGCGCCAUGGAGGACGAGGAGAUGGAGAAGAAGGUGCAGCAGUACCUGCAGCGGAAGGGGUUCCGCCUCACCGAGCUCGCGUUGCAGGAGGAGCGCAACCGCAUCUCCACCUCCUCCGUCUCCGACGUCGCGCUCGCCAGGUCGGAAAAUGAUCCGGCAAGAUACUAUGAUGGUUAUAGUAAACUAAGAACAUGGGCAUACAGUUCUCUCGAUCAGUACAAGCAUGAAUUACUCCGUGUCCUUUACCCAGUGUUUAUCCAUUCCUUCAUGGAUCUAGUGGCAGAGGGACAUACACAGGAAGCUCGGUCCUUUUUCCACACGUUCCAUGAAGACCAUGAACUGAUGCAUUCUAGGGAUCUCCAGAAACUGGAAGGCAUUCUUUCUCCUUCACAUUUGGAGGAAAUGGAACUGGCCAGAUCUUUAAGGAAAAAUCAAUUCAGAAUUAAGUUAUGUGAGUAUUCAUAUGAGUUACUCCUCCAGUAUCUCCAGAAAACACAAGCUCUUGUGGUUCUUGGAAUAAUAAAUGAACGCACAACUUUUGACGUAUCCCCUGGUCAGCCAUCUUUAAUCUCUGAUGACACGGAUGUUGUUGCUCUAGUUGGAACAAAGAAGGAUUUGGCAAAACAAAUAAAUCUGAAGGAGGUGCAUUGGGGGUUGCUUGAAGAUUCAGUUGAAGAGCGCAUGGAGAAAACACUUUUAGAAUCAGAUAAAACUGAAGCAGAAAGCAAGGAUGCAGAUGCCGAAGAUAACAAUAAGAGAAAAUCUUCGGAAGGUGGAAAGCAGGGAGGUUCUGUUAAAAAGGUCAAAAAAGAUAAGAUUGCAGGAGCCACAGGGAAAACCAAUAAAUCUGAAACAAGCAUAGUUUCGGUGGCACCUCGUGUGAAACCAGAGCUUACACUUCCAGUGAUUCCUGUUGAAGUCGAGCAGUCAAUUCUUGAGGAUUUGCGAAACCGUGCACAGUUGAAUAGCCUGGCAUUGCCAUCUGUUAGCUUCUACACAUUCCUUAAUACUCAUAAUGGGCUAAAUUGCUCAUCAAUUUCACAUGACGGCUCUUUGGUUGUGGGUGGAUUCUCUGACUCAUCAGUGAAGGUUUGGGAUAUGUCAAAGAUUGGCCAACCGCCGAAAACAUCUAGUCCACAAGGAGAGAAUGGACUUUCCCAGGGUGAGCGCACAUCAGCAUCAGAUUAUGGAAAAAGACCUUAUACAUUAUUCCAAGGUCAUUCUGGACCAGUUUAUUCCGCUGCAUUUAGCCCAUUCGGAGAUUUUCUCUUGUCAUCAUCCUCAGACUCAACAAUUCGACUAUGGAGUACCAAGUUGAAUGCUAAUCUUGUUUGCUACAAAGGACACAACUACCCUGUUUGGGAUGUACAAUUUAGCCCAGUUGGUCAUUAUUUUGCUAGCGCUUCUCAUGACAGGACUGCUAGAAUUUGGUCAAUGGAUAAAAUCCAGCCUUUGCGGAUAAUGGCUGGACAUCUCUCUGAUGUUGAUUGUGUGCAGUGGCAUGUUAACUGUAACUACAUUGCCACCGGCUCUAGUGACAAAACUGUAAGAUUAUGGGAUGUUCAAACUGGUGAAUGUAUACGGAUGUUCAUUGGCCAUAGGAGUAUGGUUUUAUCAUUGGCUAUGUCUCCUGAUGGGCGAUACAUGGCCUCCGGAGAUGAAGAUGGAACCAUCAUGAUGUGGGAUCUCUCUUCUGGUCGGUGCGUUUCACCACUUGGGGGACACAGCUCUUGUGUGUGGUCACUUGCUUACAGUUGUGAAGGGGCAUUGCUUGCAUCUGGAUCAGCCGACUGCACUGUGAAACUCUGGGAUGUUGCCUCCAGCACGAAGGUCCUUAAGACAGAUGAUACCUCAACUAACCGGCUGAGGAUGCUCAAAACUCUCCGUACAAAAUCAACUCCUGUUUAUACUCUGCGGUUUUCUCGGCGAAAUCUUUUAUUUGCGGCUGGUGCUCUCUCACUUGGCUCCUAAGCUUCUGUAUGUUCUGUAGAAUACAACUACCAAACAUUCUUUCAGUUUUAUCUCAAGUGAAGUUAGUGCCUAGUGAGUAGUGAGCCUGCUUUUAAGGUUAAUCUGUAGCACGCGCGUAUUGUAAUUCGUUCCAAUGUUUGUUGUCUUGUGACUUUGUAAGUUGUAACAAUCGCCUUAUUUAAAUCAUGUAAUUCUUUUUCUGGCGGUGAAAAACCAAAAGGAGGUGAUGGGUACUGCUGGAAGGAAGAAUUAUAAAGAGGUAAACAACGUGGCUAAUUUUUUUUGUCAGAAUUAUUGAUCUUCGAAAGCAUACGGAGUGGAUAUAUAUGGUUACUGUUUGUA